GGGCGGCGUGCCCAUGGCGGCAGACCGGCGGCGGAGAACUGACCGGAUCGACGCCUGGGUGGGACGGCCAGCUUACCCGUUCGCUGCCACGCUGCCGCCGCCGUCUUUGCACCACGGCCACCGUCAGCGACCGUCUGUCGUGCUUUCCCGCCCGCGUGGCCCGCGAGAUGCCACCCUCUCUCCACGCCCACGCUCCUUUUCCCUGACCGCCCAUCCCCCCUCCGCCAUGGCCGCCUACACCUCGGCCCACGCUCCCCUCGCCACCGCCGAUGCCCUCGGCGACACGGCGAGCUCCGCCAGCACCACCACCACCCCCGACGACGACGACGACGGCCUGCACGACUUCGCCUCCGACUCGGGCUUCGACAGUGGCAGUCUGCUGGGCGACGAGACCGACACCCUCGCCUCGAGCAUCCUCAACCACCGCAUGGAGAACGGCCGCCAGUACCACGCCUACCGCGACGGCGCAUACUGGGGCCCCAACGACGAGCUGGCCAAGGAGAUCCUCGACUUUGCCCACCACAUGUACCUCCUGACCCUGGACCAGAAGCUGCACCUGGCCCCCGUGCAGAACCCGCAGCGCAUUCUUGAUGUCGGCACGGGGACGGGCAUCUGGGCGAUUGACAUGGCGGACCAGUACCCCGCCGCAGAAGUAACCGGCACCGACCUAUCCCCCAUCCAGCCCGAAUGGGUCCCGCCCAACUGCCACUUCGAAAUCGACGACGUUUCCCUGAACUGGACCUUCCCGCCCGCGCACUUCGACUUCAUCCACAUCCGCGAGCUAUUCGGCUGCAUCCCCGACUGGGACUUUUUCUUCGCCCAGGCCUACGCCCACCUCGCCCCGGGCGGCUGGAUCGAAAUCGUCGAGCACAGCGUGCAACCCCGCUGCGACGACGGGUCAAUGGGGCCAGACCACUUCUACCACACGUGGGGCAAAGUCGUCAUCGAGAUGGGGGACCGCUUUGGCAAGAGCUUUACUAUCUGGGAGGAGAGUAGGGAGCGUAUGGAGAGGGCGGGGUUUGUGGAUGUCGUUGAGGUGCCGUAUAAGUGGCCGAUGAACGGGUGGCCGAAGAAAAACGAUAAGAUGCGGAAUAUUGGACGGUGGAAUCAGCUUAGGCUUAUGGAUGGGGUGGAGGGGUUUAUGCUGAGGUUGUUGACGCAGGUUGGUGGGUGGUCCGUCGCCCGCGCUCAACUCCAUCUCGCCCAGAUGCGCAGGGAAUUGAAAAGCUACCGCACUCACGCUUACCUCCCCGGCACCGUCGUCUACGGUCGUAAACCCCUCUCCGGUUGACCUUACAAAAAAAAUCGUCUUGUCCAGUUCUAGCCAUCGCGAGCGAUCUUUCUUUUUUUUGGGGGGGGGGGGGCCUU
Molecule: messenger RNA, 1368 nt
Organism: Dothidotthia symphoricarpi CBS 119687
Lineage: Eukaryota; Fungi; Ascomycota; Dothideomycetes; Pleosporales; Dothidotthiaceae
Product: S-adenosyl-L-methionine-dependent methyltransferase
Exons: 3
Coding region: 227-1291 (354 amino acids)
Molecular function (GO): methyltransferase activity
Source: RefSeq, a predicted model, not a curated record